Molecule: messenger RNA, 414 nt
Organism: Aspergillus oryzae RIB40
Lineage: Eukaryota; Fungi; Ascomycota; Eurotiomycetes; Eurotiales; Aspergillaceae
Exons: 2
Coding region: 1-414 (137 amino acids)
Source: RefSeq, a predicted model, not a curated record
AUGUCAUCGCAUGGGCACCCUGGGCGACGUUUGGUUCCUGAACUACUGGAUGAAUUCGAAGUGCGAGGCCCCAAUGGAACCCACACAUGCUACACAGUUACGCUGGCUGCAUGCAACCUGAGGGAUGUUUCCUUCUCUCUCUUCCCCUUAGACGUCGCUCGAGCACUAUCAUAUAGCCUUGCCCAGGCGGUGGCAUGCGUGCAUUCACAAGGCUAUGUUCAUGGAGAUUUACAUUUAAACAACGUUUUGCUGGCCCUUCCGUCCAACUUCGAUGACCUUUCUGUUGAGCAAUUGUACGAAAAGUAUGGCAAACCCGAAACAGUCCCCAUUACGCAAAUAAUGGAAAUGGAGAGCCGCUCCCUCCGAAUAUCCCAGCUGAAGCGGCUCGGCCACUGCUUCUUGGGAGAUCUAUAG